Molecule: messenger RNA, 952 nt
Organism: Phodopus roborovskii (desert hamster)
Lineage: Eukaryota; Metazoa; Chordata; Mammalia; Rodentia; Cricetidae
Gene: Tpd52l1
Product: TPD52 like 1
Exons: 8
Coding region: 223-852 (209 amino acids)
Biological process (GO): positive regulation of MAP kinase activity; positive regulation of apoptotic signaling pathway
Cellular component (GO): cytoplasm
Source: RefSeq, a predicted model, not a curated record
UCGGUGGACCAGGUGGACUGGAAGGGGCGGAGGUAACCAGCAGUGGCCAGUGGUGGCUGCCUGCAGUCCCCCGCCCCCUCCACGCAGAGCUCGCCACACGCUCGCCCGGAGAGGGCCGGAGAGCGGCGGGGCCAGCUGUCUUCCGAGCUCGGGCACCGCUGCCAUCUGCUCCACGAGGCGUCCGCCUGUCCCCCCGCCGCUCUCAGCUCCACGUCGGCCACCAUGGAGGCGCAGGCACAAGGCUUGUUGGAGACAGAACCACUGCAAGGAAGAGAUGAGGACACACUAGCCAGAGCUGACUUCUCUAGCAUGCUCUCUGAGGAGGAGAAGGAAGAGUUAAAGGCAGAAUUAGCUCAGCUAGAAGACGAAAUUACAACAUUACGACAAGUUUUGUCAGCAAAAGAAAGACAUCUGGUUGAGAUCAAACAGAAACUUGGCAUGAACCUGAUGAACGAGUUAAAGCAGAACUUCAGCAGAAGCUGGCAUGAUAUGCAGACCACAACUGCGUACAAGAAAACACAUGAAACACUGAGCCACGCAGGGCAGAAGGCCACAGCAGCUUUCAGUAAUGUGGGAACCGCCAUCAGCAAGAAGUUUGGAGAUAUGAGGUCUCACUCUAUUGGGUACUCCAUUCGCCAUUCCAUAAGUAUGCCUGCCAUGAGGAAUUCUCCUACUUUCAAAUCAUUUGAGGAGAGGGUUGAGACAACUGUCACAAGCCUCAAGACGAAAGUAGGUGGGGCAAACCCCAGUGGUGGCAGUUUUGAGGAGGUCCUGAACUCCACAGCACACGCCAGCUCCCAGAAUGCUUCAGGAGGCCCCCGGCAGACCACGGAUGAGGAGCUGCAAUGCUAGGUCCAGCCAGCCUGGGCUGCUGGCAGCAAAUCUGCUCGCUCGUCUGCUGAUACAAAGACCAAAAUCCCACUGGGAAACCGAGUUUUGAUGUUGUUACUCA